UCAAUGGGUAAAACUUGGGCAUCGAAGAUACUGAGUCAAGCCCGUCUGAGGARGGUUAGUACCUGGAUGGGUGUCCUAAGCAUCGUACCUACUUAAAAAAGCUUUUGUUCCUGAAUGUUUUUAAUUAAUCUAUUAUAAAUAGACUACAAUUCGUUUUAGGUGAGAAAUCUUCGAAAAUCAAAAACUUUCGGGCAUUCCAGGGUAUUAGAAGGAGAUUAGGACCCCUUUUUUGCAGCUACUUCGUCUUUUCCUGCACUAUGGGGUAUUGGGGUAGCUGUGUUAUUUCAUGAUGGACUGGUGACUAGCGCUUUAAACGCGCGAAAGUUUGAAGAAGAAGACAGAGACUAAAACUUAAUUUGUGGGUUAAAAGCUUCCUUUUCUAGUCUUUUGGAGGUGAAUUUAUGGUAGAGAGCACCACAGGAAGAGUCUAAUAUGUCAUUUUGUUCGAAAUAUGGGAUCAUUUCCGUAUGAGUUUUGGUUUUUACGAAGAUUUGAGCCUGUAAAGUUAAACAGUCGUGCCUUCAUUGUUCAAAAUGGCGGCUCACUUUGGUCAAGGUGUCCCGUGCAAUAACCUCGCUCAACAGCUAGAAAUGUUCAACAAGAACAAAAAGAUAUCAGGGAACUUAUCUAAAGGAAAGAAAGGUUCUGAUUCUAAAGAAAAUGGUCCAAGUUUAUUCCAGUUUUUCAAAAAGGAUAAAUCUAACGUACAGAUUGCAGCUUCAAAACCUCUCAGUCAAGUACCUGUAAACAUUUCUACACCAAUACAAAGUGAAAGCUCAAGUACAUGCAAGGAAAGUACACUUUCUGUUGGAAAACAGGUGGCUCGUAUACAGCCUUUUAGUAAGAGUGAUAGCCAAGAAGGACCUCAAUCACAAAGUUUAAAGAAACCUGUCAAUGUCAGUCAGAAUCAACUGAUUCCUGUUACCCUUGAUAAUGAUGAUAAUGACUUUGAUAUAAAUACCAGUAGUUCUCCUCAUUCCAAGAAGAUAAAGUUACAUCACUCUACUUCUCCUGCUUGUAAAGAAGGAGGCAAAGAAAGAAAAGAAAGCCCAGUAAAAAUGAAAGAAGUGGAGCCUGUUGUUGAUCUAACACUUGAUACUGAUGAAAUCAACUGGAGCUUUGGUAUUGGGUCUGAAGAUGAUGCCCUACUAGAUGCUUACCAGCUCAAUCAAGGUCAUGAUGGCAUAGAUGAUGCUGAGAACCAUAAGAAUAAUGAUGAUGAUGAUGACAUUGAGGGUGCUCCUGAUAGUCCCACACUGCCGACCUACUACUCUCCACCACCAUCACCGCAGCCUGCAACACAGGAAAUACCAACUGAAGACUGUGAUAACUACCUUUACAAUGAAGAUGAACUUGAGGAACUAGAAAGGGAAAAUGUUCUCAAAGCCCAAGAUAAAGUAGCCCUGCAUCCGUUACUGAAACAGACCCCAAGACAGACCCCUACUACACAGAUUCAAGACGAACUUCUCGAAAUACAAACCCUACAAACCAAAACAAUGGAAGACAUUUGUUGUAUAAUUGAUAAAGUUGACACAGACGUAUUACGAAGAUCAUUACCAGUAGACGUCAGUGUAGACAAGCUAACAGAUGCGCAAAAUCUCAGAAAGAAGCUGAGAUCCAAGGCGGGCAAACUAGAAGCCAUGUUAAAGCAGCGGGGAGAGAGCAUUAAUGUAACUCCAGUUACUAGAACAACACAGCAGACAAGUACAACUGGCGGGAGAUCAAACUUGUGCAGUACACCGGCCAUAGUCAACAACAGAACUUCUACAAGUACUACUGGUUCCUUUAUACAAUCACCUCCUUGUGGGGAGAGUUUUUACUUUGACAAUAACAAUUUUACGGCGAAUUCUAGUCUUGGAGUAUCGACUUCAACUUCGUCAAACUGGAGAAAUGAUAACGAAAAUAGGAAUUCUGUAUCUAGUGCAUCUACGAGUUUUGUUCCACAAGAAAUCUCCGAGGAUUGUGACAGUGAAGAUGACUGGGAGAUGGCAUGCAUGUUGGAACAGUCGUACUUUAACAAGACUAACCGGGCCACAGCAACAGUGUCUAGUGCGAAGUCUACGCCUCAAUUUAAAAAAGGUCUUAAUUUGUCCAAGUCAUCAGCAUCGACUUCACAGAAUUUAAACAGCAGCUUUGGACCUUCUCCCGCGAAGAAAACGAUGAUACCCAAUGAUGGUGAUGAUGACGAGCUCCGUCGCACAGACUUCCCUUUCUCCAAAGACAUGUGGAAGAUCCUACGAGAUAUCUUCCGCAUCAAGAGCUUGCGUACGAACCAGCUUCAAGUCAUCAACGCUGCCAUGCAGAAGAAGAACUGCUUCGUACUCAUGCCUACAGGAGGAGGGAAGAGCCUGUGUUAUCAGGUCACUGCUCUCAUGGGUAAGGGAGUGACGUUUGUUGUCUCGCCGUUAAAAUCUCUCAUCCAGGAUCAAGUUCAGAGACUGACGUCAAUGAGGAUUCCCGCGACACAUCUCUCGGGAGACGUCACCAGUGACGAGGCAAUGAAGCACGUCAGUUCAGUUUAUCAAGACUUGUCAUUACGUCAGCCAAACCUUAAGCUGGUUUACGUCACACCCGAGAAACUGUCUGCUAGUGGGAAACUGAACUCUGCGCUAGCGAGCUUGCACAGUCGUGGUUUAUUGGACAGGUUUGUAAUCGAUGAAGCACAUUGUAUCAGUCAAUGGGGCCACGACUUUCGUCCUGACUACAAGAAACUCUCGCAGGUGAUGAACAAGUUCCAGGGUGUCCCUGUCAUGGCACUAACAGCUACUGCCACCCCCCGGGUCAGGACAGAUAUUGAAAACCAACUACGGUUAAACAGAUCUAAUUGUAAAAGGUUCUCUCAAAGUUUUAACCGUCCAAACCUAAAAUUCCAAAUUUUUCCUAAGAAGAAAACAAUGGAGGAAAUGACGAACCAGAUCAAGUCCAAGUAUCCGCAUUCCUCUGGUAUUGUUUACUGUCUGUCAAGAAAUGAAUGUAGUCGUGUAGCAGACAGUCUUAAAGCAGCUGGUAUUAAAGCUGUUGCUUAUCAUGCUGGAUUAAGUGAUCAACAGAGAGUACGAACACAAGAAAUCUGGAUCAAAGGGCAGGUCAAGGUGGUGUGUGCUACCAUAGCGUUUGGUAUGGGUAUCGAUAAAGGUGACGUACGUUACGUCAUUCACUACUCCAUGCCCAAGUCGCUAGAGGGGUAUUACCAGGAAUGUGGUCGAGCUGGACGAGAUGGCAAGAAGGCAGAGUGUAUUCUUUACUACUCGUAUAAUGACAUGCACAGAAUAAGAAGGAUGAUUGAUGGAGACCAGGUAGUCAAAGACGUCCACAUGGAUAAUCUAUACCGUGUCGUCCAGUUCUGCGAGAAUCAAACAGAAUGCAGAAGAGUGCAACUACUGCAUUACUUUGGAGAGACGAACUAUGAUAAGGCAGAGUGUCGUGAACACCAGGAGACCGUAUGCGACAACUGCUCUAAUACGUUGGACUACGUGGAGAAAGACGUGAAUGAGGACGCCAAGGCAUUUGUACGGACGGUCAAUGAGUUGGUACAUCAAGGUAACAGUACUUGGCAAAGACCAAGGAACCUUAGGUACCCUUUGAGCCACUUUGUGGAUAUUUUUAAGGGAUCAAAUAACGCGCGCGUUGUCCAAGAGGGUCACGAGCGCUGCGCACUGUUUGCACGUGGGAAAGAUUUCCAUAGAAACGACGCGGAGAGACUCGCGAGGAUGCUAGUCAUGAAGGAUGUCCUGGGAGAGAAGUUGGUUAUUGGUAACCAUGAGAACGUGAUUGGUUACGCGGUGCUUGGUUCUAAGGCUAUGCAUCUACUCAACGGAAGAUACAAGUUGCCACCCUUUUCAGUGCGAAGCGAGAAGGCUAGAGCGCAACCAAAGCCAAAAAAGAAGCGAAAAGGUACCACCUCGGAUGUCGGAACAGACGAUGUAUCCUCCACAGACACGGAUGUUCCCACAUGGAAUGAUGGUGGAGGUGACUAUGGGCACUCGCGCUAUUGGAAUGACAACGAAGUACAAGAAAGUACUCGAGGUGGGAAAAGAAAGCGUAAAACCACUUCAAAGAGGAAGCCUAGGACCGGCGUUUCAGAUGACCAGACUGGUUACUCCAGUGGUGGAUAUUCGUCUUCUAAUGGUCUGAAGGGCUUGCAGUACAGCAAGAAACGAGGAGGAGGCACAGCCAGGCAACCAACGAAGAAACAAAACACAGGGCUUGGUUUGAUGGCUCCACCACGACCAAUCAGUAGAUUCUAAUGCUUUCUCCAUGGCAACCAGGUUUGAGUCAAUGAGUAUGUAAUGUGUUGUAGCAAUGAGCCUGGUUCACAUCGUGACAUAAGUGUUAAAAAAUGUCUUGUUCAUAUUACGAAGACCAAUAUCGCCAUGGCAACCAUCCAGCUCUUGGCCAAUGAUCAUUUCCGUGCUUUUCACUUCAUUUUAUUCCCUUUAAAGUUAAUGAUGAUGGAUUUUUAUGAUAUAAUAUUCAAAUGACAAUCAAAUAAAGAAAUUCCAGUCCAAAUCCAAAACUAUCCUAAUCUUAAAACAAAUAUUUGGAAAAAUUCAACUACGCUAGAGCUAGAGCAGUUUUCACAUGACUAUGAAAAGCUCAGUGCUAUAAUCGUGCCGUGCCGUGAUUUUUUCUAGGAUUUUAAUUGGCUGAUUUUUUCUCGCCUAAUGUGAUUGGUCUGGCAGUGCCGUGACCGGGUAUGCCAUGUUGCGGGUAUUUGUUGGAUGGAGACUAAAUUCUCGCACAUGUGAUUGGACUGGUAUGCCUUACCGUGUCAUGACCGUGUUCGUGCCGCGAGCUUUUCACAGUCAUACGAAAACUCUUCAAGACUUAAAUUAUUGCUGUAACUUGCUAUUUAUAACGAACGAAAACCUUAAUUGCCGAUCAAUGAAACAGAUUUAGGCUUUGUUCCAAAAAGCAGUCUUGCAAAUUGCGAAUCAUAUUUAUCUUCAUUCAAAUUUCGAUGAAUGACGUUAAUGAAAAUAAAUAAAAGUAAGUUUUAUAAAGUUUUAUGAGUUUUAUGAAUUUUAAUUGGAACCAAAAAUGCUUCCCAUUACGUUUUUUUUUUUUUUUCCCCAAGCAAAACCGUUUAGUACCGACCCAUGUUUACAUCACAAUGUCAUACCCAGAGCCCACGUUCCUCUUGGAAUAGCACAGAGAAACGAGAGGCUCUGGGUAGUAGCCGAUUUUUUGAGUAUUCUGAUUGGUCCGAUAAAAACCAAUAAAAAAAGUUGUUCUACAAAUAUAAUGGUGCUGACAAAGAGGAACGGGGGCUCUGGGUGCGAGAUUAAUUAAACCAUUGAACCAUAUUCUAGGCAUGGUUUAUAUCAGUAAUUUCACAACAAUAUCACAAUUUCUACUGUUUGAGUAACUUAUAGUUUAUUACAGAGAACAAAAUAUAGAUUGCUAUAUAUACAGCUAGCUGAUAUCAGACAUCUAAAAAUAAAUAUCAUUUAUAGUUAUUAUCACGUCUAAUAUAUUUUAUUUCGAAUGGACUACUUCUCGGGGAUAAAUUAUUGGUUCCACUGUUAUAGACCCUUUGUAUAAAUGUACUAGAGUGAAGGCAAAAAAAAUACUAGUCAACGUGUAA
Actinia tenebrosa (Australian red waratah sea anemone) is the source of this 5587-nucleotide messenger RNA. RefSeq names its product recQ-like DNA helicase BLM. The record is from RefSeq and is a predicted model, not a curated record. NCBI's taxonomy places the organism in Eukaryota, Metazoa, Cnidaria, Anthozoa, Actiniaria, Actiniidae. Gene Ontology annotation, biological process: DNA replication; double-strand break repair via homologous recombination. Gene Ontology annotation, cellular component: chromosome; cytoplasm; nucleus. Gene Ontology annotation, molecular function: 3'-5' DNA helicase activity; four-way junction helicase activity; nucleic acid binding.